CCGCGGGCCGCCGAGCGAGGGAUUUGCCCAGCAUGUCUUCACUGACAGAGAAGGACAGACCAAUUGUUCAGUUCUUACUCAACACUGGCACUUGCCCACGAUGUGUUUUGAGGUUCUGCUGCGUGGGAUCACAGAUGCUCUACAGACAUCCACACCAGGAUUUGCUGAAGGAUUUGCAGGAAUUUCUGAAGAACAGUCAGGAAAAUGAAGGCACAGUCUGUUUGGAUGUGGCUGACCCACCUUGUAAGAGAAUCAAACUUGAACACAGGGAAGAAGGUGCUGAUGAUGUGAACCACAACGGAGCCAUCCCGCAGCUGCCCUCAGCUGACAGCGGGAAUACUGCCAUGGAGAGCUCGGCUGGGAAGGUUUGCAACGUGUGUUUGGGAAUUCUCCAGCAGUUCUGUGAGGCUGACUUUGUAAAAAAGCUGUGCCAAAAAGUUAAUUCUGCUGACUACCAGUUCACCAGUUUUGUAUUUUCUGUGUCACUUCCCCCACAGCUGUCUGUCAGGGAGCGUGCUGCUUGGCUGGGGGUGAAGCAGCAGAUGAGAAAUCUGGGCCUUCCCUUGGCAAAGGAUGACAUCGUUCAGCUGAAAGAAGCUUAUAAGUGGAUAAUUCAUCCCCAGUUGUCAGAAGAGUUGGGUGUUCCUGCUGAUGGAAAGAGUCUGUUUGAAGUUAGCGUGGUCUUUGCUCACCCAGAAACAGAGGAGGAGUGCCAUUUCCUAGCCACUGCCUGCCCAGACUGUUUCAAGCCAGCAAAGAACAAACAGUCUGUUUUCACCAGAAUGGCAGUUAUAAAAGCCCUGGAGAAGAUAAAAGAAGAGGAUUUUCUCAAGCAUUUUCCGUGUCCCCCAAGUUCACCAAAGAACCUCUGUGAUGCUCUGGAAAUUCAGUGCAAUAAUGGUGCAGUUUUUGUGGCUGGAAGAUACAACAAAUAUUCCAGGAAUUUACCUCAGACUCCCUGGAUUAUUGAUGGGGAGAGGAAGCUGGAAUCUUCAGUGGAAGAAUUAAUUUCAGAGCAUCUAAUGGCAGAAUUCAAGGCAGACAGCUUUAAUUUCAGUUCCUCUGGAAGAGAAGAUGUGGAUGUAAGGACACUAGGCAAUGGAAGGCCCUUUGCGAUCGAGCUGGUGAAUCCUCGCAGGAUUCAUUUCACCGUGGAGGAGAUGAAGAGGCUGCAGCAGGCAAUUAAUGACUCUUCAGACAAAAUACGGGUUCGAGAUUUACAGCUUGUCACCAGAGAGGCAAUUGGUCGCAUGAAGGAAGGUGAGGAGGAGAAGACAAAGACCUACAGUGCCUUGAUCUGGACAGACAAAGCAAUACAGAGAGAAGACAUUGCGUUUCUAGAUGAUAUCAAGGAGUUGAAGCUGGACCAGAAAACCCCUCUGCGGGUGCUGCACCGGCGGCCGCUGGCCGUGCGCUGCCGGCUCAUCCACACCAUGAAAUCCGAGUACAUCGACGAGCACCACUUCCGCCUGCACCUCAAGACUCAGGCAGGAACCUACAUUAAAGAGUUCGUGCAUGGAGACUUUGGGAGAACAAAGCCCAACAUUGGGGCCCUUCUGAACAGAACUGCUGACAUUCUGGAGCUGGAUGUAGAAUCUGUUGAUGUUGACUGGCCUCCAACCCUGGCUGAUUAACUCCUGGAGCUGGGAUGAGGAAGCAGCAGCUCCUUGGCAGCAGCUGGUGACCAGACACUGUGCAGUGUUACAGCCUGGGUGCCAAGGGUGUCCCUGGAACGCUUGGAUCACGUUGAUCUGCCAAAGGAUACCCUGGAGCUCUCCUUUACACACUCUGGACCAGGCAGUGUUGGUUCAAUCUCUAGCCUUACUUUUAUUUCUUCUGUACAUAAAAAGAUUUUGGGGAGCCAAUGUUUAUAACCUCCCCCCAUCAAGCCAGACUUUAUUUUCAACUUUUUUUGUAUUGGAUACUACAGCUUUCCUUGUGUGGAUGCAGGUAACACUGAGUUAUCUGAAACCCACUCCCAGCUUUUUCUGAGCAGUUCAUGCAGGAAACCCCACAAGCCAGGGAGGCUGCAGACAGCAGGACAGUGCCUGCAGCAAGUUUCCCUGGCUGCUUUUUGGUCAGUGGCAGUAGAGAUGAGCAAAUUUGUCUCUCCGAGUGCAUUUCAAAGGGAAAAAAUAGUUUUCAGAGAAAAACUUUGUGCUUAAAACCAAGUUUUUCUCAUUUAAAAACAUUGGGGAUGCUUCCUAGAAACAAGAGGUGAGGCCUCAUCAGCCCUCUUGAGGAGUAGGAAUUCCCCAGUGAGUCACAAUAUAUAAAAAGAUUGGGAACUUCUGGCAGUGGUGCAUGAUGGGAAUCUAAAGAAAAACAGGAAUACCAAGAAAGUGCAGGCAAAAACAAAAGGUACCACAGGAUGCUGGUAUUGAGAGAGAGAUAAAAAGCUGUGAUUUAGCAGCAUAAUACAUUUUUUCUUGUACCUCACCUUGGAUGGAUGCCUGGAAGAGUUGAACACAGCCUAGGAACUUGCCUGGAAGGGGGAAGAUCUGAGGUUUUCUUUGGUUAUUUAAAAUAUUUCUUACUAAGCACCACCUACAUCUUUAGGAAGUAAUCUUUUAUACCUGUGUCACGUUAAUCCAUGAGGGAGGUGCUUCCCUGAAGUACAGAAGAGUGUUUAAACUAUCAACAAGAAAUUAAGGUUUGGAAUUUCAGAGCUCUUUGUUACCAUUUUGGGAAUAAAGAGGGUAACAUUUGCCAAGACAAGCCACUGUCUGGGGACAGGGAGGAUGACUGGGAUGUCUUCCCUUGAAUUCAGUGAUUCUAGUAAAGCUCCAUGACAGUCUGAGCUGGAGGCUCUAAAAGUGUUAAAAAAUACAUUUGUAAGGAACUCCUUUAAGGCUCUGCCUGUGCUGGGCUGUCAAAACUUGUGUCUGUAAUUUAAGUAAUUCAGAAGCUUCUGACUUUCUAACACAAAAAUUUGAUUCAGACAGCAAUAUUAUUUUUGGUUUUAAUAUUAAAGCUCUUAUGAGCAACAGAUACCAUGAGCAGUCCUCAGAUAAUAAUCUGCAGCUAGGAAGGAAAUGUCAUUAAUGAUGGAAAACCAGAGAAACUGAAUUCAGAAACAAAAUAGAAUUUCCUAUCUGAGUGAUUUCUUAAAACGCACAUUGAACUGAAAUGUGAUUUAUAAAUUCCAUAAGCUACAAGAGGAAAAAAAAUGUCAACAAGAGUGUGCUUUCUGGACACAACAGGCAUGGGAAGAGCUGUUCCAAGGGGAAAUGGAGCCAAAAGGGGGAGAGGGAAAGAGCUGCUGCAGUAGUGCCAAGGACACACAAGGCUCCUCCCUCUGCAGCUCCUGCUGCACGUGGGGAUCCCAGGCAGAAUCCAGGAUAAACAAGGCCAUAAAGGUGACCCUCGGUGUGCUGAGUCUGAGCUCGUCUCUGGGCAAGGCAGAGAGAAAAAUUCCAAAGUUUUCCCAGGUUUUCCUCCCAAAAUUUUUCUCCCAGGUUUUUUUCUCCCAAAAUUCCCUGUUUAUUUUUAUGGUAAAUCUGAAGUAUCUGAAUGGGGGGGAGGGAGGCUGAUAUGCAAAUAUCCCUGAGCUCUUGAGGCAGUUCCUGGGCACCAACCAUGUGCAAAUAUGAAACUGAGAAAUGUAAUCUGGAGCUCUGAACUCUGUUUCCAGUCCAGUUUCGGGACCAUCAUGUACUGAACAUUGCAGCAAUAGUAUUCAUGUUGUACUUGGGCCUUCACCUGAUUUUCAGGAGUAUUUUUGUGAGUGCUCAAAGUGGGUGUUUUGUGAGAGCCAAAUUUCAUCUUGUAUUUCCUCUAAUGCCUUCCCCUGCAUUUUGGUUUUGCAUCAGCUCAGCUGGGCCUGGAGAAAGCUGUACCAGCAAUGCAGCUCAGCCAAAAGCAUCUGUGCCCUUGGCCCCUCUGCCUCAAAACCCAACAGCUCUGCCACAAAACCUGCUGAGGAAGGUGAGCCCUCACUUGCCUUGAGGUUUUACAGUGGCCACCAGCAACAGGGAACAGAAAAUACCCCAGAAAACCCCAGGAUAAGCAAC
This is a messenger RNA of Pseudopodoces humilis (Tibetan ground-tit), 4013 nucleotides long. RefSeq names its product pseudouridine synthase 10 (gene PUS10). Lineage: Eukaryota; Metazoa; Chordata; Aves; Passeriformes; Paridae. Gene Ontology annotation, molecular function: pseudouridine synthase activity; RNA binding. Gene Ontology annotation, biological process: tRNA pseudouridine synthesis. The record is from RefSeq and is a predicted model, not a curated record.